Molecule: messenger RNA, 1629 nt
Organism: Hibiscus syriacus
Lineage: Eukaryota; Viridiplantae; Streptophyta; Magnoliopsida; Malvales; Malvaceae
Product: transcription factor bHLH112-like
Exons: 7
Coding region: 1-1533 (510 amino acids)
Biological process (GO): regulation of transcription by RNA polymerase II; protein phosphorylation
Cellular component (GO): nucleus
Molecular function (GO): DNA-binding transcription factor activity, RNA polymerase II-specific; protein kinase activity; RNA polymerase II cis-regulatory region sequence-specific DNA binding
Source: RefSeq, a predicted model, not a curated record
AUGUAUGUUGCAGACAAACAGGAAGAGUGCCAUAUUAGCCUCGGUAACCUUGGAAACUUCACUUUCAGUGAACUCCAGCUUGCGACGGACAACUUCAGUUCCAAGAACAUACUAGGCACAGGAGGAUUUGGUAAUGUCUACAAGGGAAAGUUAGGAGACGAGACCCUGGUGGUUGUGAAACGGCUAAAAGACUUGACAGGAAGUUUCGGGGAGUCGCAAUUCAGGACCAAGUUGGAGAUGAUCAACUUGGCGGUUCACCGUAAUCUGCUUCGUUUAAUUGGAUAUUGUGCUACAGACUUCUCGUCUACCCCUAUAUGUCUAAUGGCAGUGUGGCAUCCAAGCUCAGAGGUUAGUCCUAGCUUGGUUGUAACUUCUCUCAUUCAAUUAUCAUGCCGGACAAGGUGUUCUCCGCCGUGUUCUACGGAGGUUUCCGACAUGGGAAGCUUCGGAUACGGCACUGAUAUGGUGGAUGUCAAGGCAAGCUCCAUAGUUUUACAAGGUCAUCCUCCUCCUCAUCAUCAAAAGCUUCAGCAAGCUGAUUCAGACACUACUGGUACUGGCACUGGCAGCACUAUUUUGGUUGAUUCUACUUCACAAAUGUUGGGUUUUAACCUCCUAUCAUCGACAACCUCGGACUGGAACUUGUCUUUGCUUCGAAGUAAUUGGAGAACCGAGAGUUAUAAUUCGAUUCUUCAACAAGACACUGAUUCGAGGUUGAGUUAUCGGCAAGAACCAGACAUGUGUUCUUCUCAAAUCCUUAAGGAUUGGAGUCCGAUGAGCUUUUCAAACCGAGGGAAAGAUUCUCCCAUUACUGCUUUCGAGCCAAUCUAUCAAGAUUUUCCAUCGGAUCAACCGAGGUUGAAUUCAGCUACCAGCUCUGGUAAUGGUAUACCUACCGGGUUCCGAAUGGACUCUGCAUCAUAUGAGUACCCAUCGACGUUGUUACCGACGUGCUGGUCGUCAAUAAACUAUAUGUCGUCUGCAACAGUAGAUUAUGGGGCAAACGCUAAUGAAUUAUCACCUUUCAUAAGGGCAUCGUUGCCGAAGCAACAAUUUCUUGUACAUGGAGCAUUCAACGAGAAAUCUAAUUGCUUCAGCCCCACGGCAAAGACUAAUUCAGAAGUCCGAAAUUCCGGCUCGGGGACGACGAAGAAAGGAAGCAGUGAACCUGCAUUUAAGAGGCCAAAGCUUGAAACACCAUCUAUUAACUUUUAUGAUCAGGUUCGGAAAGAGAAGCUAGGGGACCGAAUCACUGCACUCCAACAAUUGGUUUCACCUUUCGGAAAGACCGAUACCUCAUCUGUUCUCCAUGAAGCCAUUGAAUACAUCAAGUUCCUCCAUGAUCAAGUCAAUGUUCUAAGUAUUCAAUAUAUAAAACAAGCAGCAGUUUCCCAGUUGAAAGAUCAAGAUGAGCCAAAACAAUAUCUAAGAAGCUGGGGGUUAUGUUUAGUGCCGAUAUCGACCACAUUCCCUGUUACUAAUGAGACCACAGCUGAUUUUUGGACGCCAACUUUUGGUGGAACAUUUAGAUAAAGAAGAAGACAAUUAAUAAAGCUAAACGAAGGCCAUAAAAUAAAAGGAAAAGGAAAGUGACUGUCCAAAGAUGGUAUCGACAGACGCGAACACAGU